CGUAAAUGUACGUCACUUCCUCCUGCUAUGGACGGCCGCACGUGUUGAACCAGCGACUGUUUACAGUUAACUCCUGACUUUAAGUUAUAAAAUAUACAAAACACUGUAGCUGGGUCUUCUGUCACACCACAGUGAUGCCGAAGGUGAAGAAACCCAAAGGCGGAGGAGGAGAGAGGAGCGCGGCGGCGGUGGCGCUGGCGGACCAGAUCCUACAGGCGGACACAGUGCGAGGCCGAGGCCGGGUGAAGAGCAGGGACAGCCGGCCUGAAGACGAGGACACGUACGUAGACGAGCGUCUGUCGCGGAAGAUCUUACAACAGGCCCGAAUUCAACAAGAGGAGCUCCAGACUGAAUAUGGACUGGCACCAGAGACGAAGAAAGCACCUGUCACUGUCCUCGGGCCUGAUGCUCAGGAUGCAGACUCAGACGAGGAGUGGCCGGCGCUGGGAGAGGCUGGCGCUGGUGACGGCGAUGCUGAGUGUGAGACUGAAGUUGUUGUUGACGCUGACGACGAGAAGGCCAUUGAGAUGUUCAUGAAUAAAAACCCUCCAAUGAGACGCACUUUAGCCGAUAUCAUCAUGGAGAAGAUUACAGAGAAGCAGACUGAGGUGGGAACCGUGAUGUCAGAGGUGUCAGGGUGUCCAAUGCCCCAGCUGGACCCGAGGGUAACAGAAGUGUACAAAGGUGUCAGUAAGGUUCUCUCAAGAUAUCGCAGCGGUAAAUUACCAAAGGCUUUUAAAAUAGUCCCAGCGCUUUCAAACUGGGAGCAGAUUCUCUAUUUGACGGAGCCUGAGACUUGGACUGCAGCUGCCAUGUACCAAGCAACAAGAAUCUUCUCCUCCAACCUGAAAGAGCGAAUGGCCCAGCGGUUUUACAACCUGGUGCUGCUGCCCCGAGUGCGGGAUGAUAUCGCAGAGUACAAGCGACUCAACUUUCAUCUCUACAGUGCUCUGAAGAAGGCCUUGUUCAAACCAGGAGCGUGGUUUAAAGGUGAGACAGAAGGGAUGUUUAGCUUUCUUUUUGCCUCCGAACAGAAGACGGCACUGCUGGAGCUGCUCAAGAUACAAACACACCCUCAGAUCUCUGCAGAGAUCCGCAGAGAACUGCAAAACUCGGAGUCGAGGGAUCUUGAGAUUGGGCUCCCUGUUACGGUUGAAAUGGACUGAGGACUCAGUCUGGUGUGGCGUAUCAUCCUCCUCCUCUGAUGCAGAUGAUUCAUGGUUCCUCAGCACGAAGAAAACUUUGUUAAAUUUAACUUCAUUAUUCUUCCUGUCCCAUGAAAGGGCUGUUUCAAAGGUCACAGUCUACCAUUACGGUCUGUCAGGAGCCAUGAUUCUUUUCCCUACUUGGAUGACUUUGCAUAGUUAAAGAUGCACAUCAGUAGUGAUGUUAAUGUUGUAUUUUCUUAUCAUGAGCCUGAGCUUUUUUUACUGCAGUUGCAGUGCCGUGAUUGCUCAGGAAUAUGAAGACUGGUGUUUGUGUACAUUUGAUUAAGAGCAACAACUUGGAUUAAAAACUAACUGUCAGGUA
Molecule: messenger RNA, 1530 nt
Organism: Morone saxatilis (striped sea-bass)
Lineage: Eukaryota; Metazoa; Chordata; Actinopteri; Moronidae
Gene: bysl
Product: bystin-like
Exons: 6
Coding region: 135-1166 (343 amino acids)
Biological process (GO): rRNA processing
Cellular component (GO): preribosome, small subunit precursor; cytoplasm; nucleolus
Molecular function (GO): snoRNA binding
Source: RefSeq, a predicted model, not a curated record